This is a messenger RNA of Cladocopium goreaui, 2487 nucleotides long. The record is from the annotation of a GenBank genome assembly. Lineage: Eukaryota; Dinophyceae; Suessiales; Symbiodiniaceae.
AUGACGGAUCCUGACAGACUACAAUGGUUUUACGUGGACCGCACAGGGCAGGAGUUUGGCCCUUUCCGUACCACCAAGAUGCGUUCCUGGUUCUCGCAGGGCUUCUUCCCCAUCGGGGAUGAGCUCCUGGUGCGCCUGGGGGACUGGCCUCCAGAGUCCCACGUGCCAGUGAAGAUCCUGUACCCCGAAGCUGAUAGCAUCUUCGUGGGUGGCCCUCAAUCCCCCUUCAGCGCCGUGCGGCAGCCCAGGCGGCGCAGCCGCGAGCGGCGGCGCAGCCGCUCGCGGGAGGGGCGACGGGAGGAGCCUCCCUCGCGAGGACGCAUGGAGGACUAUCCGAUGGACUACGACCGGCCGCCGCCGCCGGGCUAUGGCCCCCCGCCCCCGGCCUAUGGGCUGGGCUACGGGCCGCCGCCGGGCUAUGGCGCCUACGGGCCGCCGCCAUACGGGGCACCGGGCUACGGCCCACCGCCACCGGGGUAUGGGCCACCGCCACCAGGGUAUGGCCCGCCACCGCCAGGGUAUGGCCCACCACCCUUCGGCUAUGGCGCCCCGCCCGGCUAUGGGCCGGGCUAUGGACCACCAGGAGGACCACCGGGAGGACCACCAGGCUAUGGACCACCUGGCCACGGGCCGAGCGGCCCAGGGAGUGGCAGAUAUAGUGGGACACUGAAGUCCUUCAAUGCUAAGGGUGGCUUCGGGUUCAUCGACUGUCCAGUUCAAAGCCAAAGGGCAGAGCUGGAACGAUUCACCGAGGUGGCGGCGCUCCAGAAAUUGGACCGGAUCCCGGCCGCCUUUGAAGUCUGGUGCUACGGCCGCCGUGAGGACGCCGAGGCCAGGGGGGUGGUGACGAAGAACUCCACGCCGGUGCCGCAGCCGGCGCGGCUCCUGCCGCGGCUGCCGUUGUUUUUGGGCGAUUUGGAUGAUGCAAAAGACGUGGACAACUUGAAGAAGUUGGGCAUUGGUUGCGUCAUCAACCUUUGUGCCGACAAAGUUGCGAGCAGCCGACGGUACCAAGACGUUCCAGGUAGACUGGCGAGGGCUCAGAUCCACCACCACAUUCUCGUCGCGGAGGAUGCCCGGCAUUUCAAGAUCCUGCCUGUUGUACAGGUGGCAUUUGGCAUCAUCAACGCUGCCUUGGCGCAAGAGACGAACAAUGGCGUCUUGGUGCACUGCUGGGGUGGGGUCAACCGCAGUGCCGCCUGUGUCGUGGCCUUUUUGACAACGCAGUAUAAGGUGCCUCUCUACGCUGCUGUGGCGGAGAGCAUGAAACAGCGAGGCACCAUUUUGACGAAUCAGUCCUUCCGAGCCCAGUUGGUCCGUUUUUGCUUCCAGCAGGGCUUGGACUUAUGUGGUGAGGAGGUCCCCGCGGCCCUGUGGCAACCACCGGCGGAUCCGGUGGCUCUGGGGGAUGCGCAGAGCUGCAAUGAUCCAACGAAGCGGCACAAGAAGGAGCCGCCCAAGGACAGCAACGACCACGGCCUGCGCUUUGCGGCGCGUGAUGGUUGCUUGAAAUGUGUGAUGGACUAUGUCGAGCAGGGCGUAGACCCAGAGAAGAAGGGCAAGAAUUAUUCGGCGCUGGGAUGGGCCGAAUGGAAGCUGGGAAGGGCCCUGGAUGACCAAGAGAAGCGACAAUACCGUGCGAUUCUGGUGUGUUUGCAGCGAGCCAGAGGGCAAGCAGUGCGUCGACACUACACCAGGGAUGUCUACGUCCACAAGGCACAAAUUGGGGACCUCGAGGUUGGUGAGGAACUCAAUUUUCUGGUGGAUACCAACAAGGACGGGUACCCUCAGGCCCGUGACAUCCGUCGCAGAGACGGCUCGAGGCCCGGUCAGAAGAGAGGAGGCGGGGGAGACGGUGAUGAUGCCAACGGCGAUAACAUGUCGAAGCGGCCCCGGAGGAGAGGAGGGAAGGGCAAGCGGAAGCCCAACGAAGGAGAUGGAAAGGCAGGCGACGGCAAGGGUGGAGCCGCACCCGCAGAUGAAAAGAAAGCGGCGGAGUCGACCGAAGCGCAGCCGGAGGGAGAUGGGAAGGAGGAGGAGGAAGCGCCUCAGACAGCUGAGGCAGAAAAGGCUGAGGGAAAUGAAGCAGAAAAGGCAGAACCAGCAGAAGCAGAAGCUGAGGUGGCAAAUCCUGCAGAGACCUCAGAAGCUCCCAAGCUCGACGGUCCCAGUGUCGAUGCUGUUGCUUCCGAACCAGCAGCUGAUGCUGACAAGGAAGCGCCGGCUGCACCAGCGCCAGCUGAACCAGCGCCAGCUCCAGAGGUAGCUCCUGAACCAGCAGCGUCAGAGCUGCCGGCUGCUGAAGCACCUGCUGUGCCAGCCGCAGAGCCAGCCCCGGCUGCGCCGGAAGUGGCGACCGCUGCAGAGGCCCCGGCAGUGGCAGAGGCCCCGGCCGAGGCCCCACCUGCGCAGGCUCCAGCGGAAGAACCGCCUGCGCCCGCUGAGACGACUCCGGCGGAAUCGGCGGAGAUGCCGAAAGAAGCUUAG